This is a messenger RNA of Drosophila takahashii, 2402 nucleotides long. RefSeq names its product anaphase promoting complex subunit 5 ida (gene ida). Gene Ontology annotation, cellular component: anaphase-promoting complex. Gene Ontology annotation, molecular function: protein binding. Lineage: Eukaryota; Metazoa; Arthropoda; Insecta; Diptera; Drosophilidae. Gene Ontology annotation, biological process: protein K11-linked ubiquitination; positive regulation of mitotic metaphase/anaphase transition; anaphase-promoting complex-dependent catabolic process. The record is from RefSeq and is a predicted model, not a curated record.
AUGGGCAGUUCGAUGGAGCGCGGCUUGCCAACCCUAGCCAAGUUAAGUUGGCUGCGGCUGUUGAUUUUUUGUUUACAUUUUGCCGGCAAAUCGAAAAUUGGAAUUUAAAUAAUUAAAAUAAGCAUGAAUCUGUUCGAGGAGCUGGACACCUUGGACCCCUCCUCCAAGGUGGAACCGCCCCGCAUCGAGACGCCCACGGCGCACAAGAUAACCGUGCUGAUACUGCUCAAACAGUAUGUGAUUAAUAAAAAGUCCUGCCUGGAUACUGGCAUAUCGAUGCGCACCCAGCGACGUCGCAUGUUCUAUAUGCUGGUUUUUAAGCUCGUCCAGGAGGCGGAUAAGAGCUACAAUGAGCUACACAGCAUGCUGACCACCGGGAGAUACAAACUGGACACCUUGAUGCUGGAAUCCUUUGAAAAAGCCAUGUCAGAGUUCUGUGCCGGCAGCAUAGAGUCCCUUUUCGACUUCACCGAGAUCCAGAACAUCGAUGAGAUCCUCAACGAAAACUACGGCAUUAGCCAGUUCAGCAUGGUGGGCGUAUACGUGCGCAGAGUGGGCGUGGUUUUGGAGCGCCUCAGUUUCCCCGAAAUGAUGGAUAUGUACAAGAAUAUCUGCUCCUAUUAUGAAAGGGGUGUGCGAGCAGCUGCCUCGGGCUCCAGAAUGGCCGUAGCUGGGGGAAUUCUCCACCGGGAGGAGACUCCUCCACCAAAUCAGCUAGGAGAAAAGCCUGCUGAUCCGGAAACCAAGAAAAAAGAGGAGGCCAUCGCUCGUCUGGCCCAGGAACGCAAUCCCCUGAGCAAGUGGGCGCCCAAGCAGGCCAAGUUCUUCAUCAACAAGCAGUCUGAGCUCCUGGAGAGCAACGAACGCAAGGCUUUGCCGCCGUUGGAGCUGCAGAAGAAGGUGCAGGAGAUCAUACACGACCUGCCGCUCAUAACCACUCCCUAUUUCCUGGGCUACAUGAACCAGUUGAGGGUGAGGGACUACUAUAACGCCCUGUCCGCUCUUCACAGAGCUCUGGAUCGGAGUCCCGUGCGACUGAUGAGCCAGGAGAAGGGCUACCAGUACUUUUGCGUCAAUCUGGCCGUGCUACAUGCCACCUUUGGUCAUCGCGAUGAGGCUUUAGCUGCUCUCAGGGAGAGCAUAAUGCUGGCCCAGGAGCACGGCGACAAAAGGAGCCUUAAUCUGGCCAACACUUGGUACUGCCUGCUCAGGGAUGAGCUGCCCUUGUCCGCGGUCCAGAAGAGCGUGCAGGAGGCCAACGAAGUGGAUGGUUCCCUGCUGCAAAACUAUACAUUAGCUCUCCAUUUCGCUGUUAAACUGGGCACCGUGGCUGGCUAUCAGCCGCUGCGACUCUUCGAUCUCCUGCAGCACAGCGAUAAUCUCACCAAUCGAAAUAAUUUUACAGAUCCCCCUUCAGAGGCUUUGGCUCUGAGAAGUGCUGUUUGGUCUGCCUAUGGAAAACACGAGCUAGCUGCCUUGUACUCGCAGGUUUUGCUAACAGCAAGAGAUCGUUUUGGAAACGGUUCAGCGGGUUUGGGCAGCGCCUUGGCCAGCUACGCUCUGUGGCUUCAGUUGCAGGGCGAACCGCAGCUAGCCAAAGUACUUCUACACCGAGCGAAAGAGCGCUUUCCAAGGUUACCCAGUGCCGAGGGCUGGAUGAUCAGCCAGUGCCAUGUGGUCAUCCAGGCGGGAAUCUACCAGUGCCGCUGGCAUGAUGCCUUAAAGGCCUGCGAUCAGCUCUAUUUGCUCGAUCCCUCGGAUGCUAUAAUGCAACGGGCUGCUAUUUACGUGGCCAAAAGGGAGUUCUUUAAUGCCAGGCGACUGUUGGACAAACUGGCCACCCAGGAUAAUUUACCCUUCCUGCUGCGCAUGAGGGUUCAAGUCCUUCUGGGCUAUUGCGGCAUGGCAGACGGGCGCUUUUCGAGUGAAACUACCAUGCUACUGCUACGCGUGGCCGAGGAAAUGGCCGAGUCGCAGAUGGAUUACGAACUGGCAUUGGUGGAUCUCCUUUUGGCCCAACAACUGCUGCUUCUGGGGAUGCCACAGAAGGCCUAUCAGGCCAUCAAGCGCUGCAUGCACGACAUUCACAUUAAUGGAGGCCUCUAUGAGCGUGCCAAAACGGAUUUCGUCUUUGUUCGCUGCCUUCUGGCCAUCAAUCAAAAUAAUGUGGAGGAACGCAAGGCGCAGCUCGUUAAAUCGCUGGACAUCCUAGAGCGAGCGGCUCAGUCGUUCAAGAAACUAUCUGCCCAUGCCAAAGUUUUGGAUGUUUAUGUGUUUCUCGCCCAGCGAUUCAACGAAUUUGGGGAGAGAAAUUUGAGGAACAAAUAUGCAGGGGAGUUUAGACGCUACUUUACGGAUCAUCCGAUUCCAAGGGAAUAUCUGGGUAGUCCUUAGUUUCUAAC